Ficedula albicollis (Collared flycatcher) is the source of this 655-nucleotide messenger RNA. RefSeq names its product glycine cleavage system protein H (gene GCSH). The transcript is spliced from 5 exons. The coding region runs from base 16 to 432 and encodes 138 amino acids. Lineage: Eukaryota; Metazoa; Chordata; Aves; Passeriformes; Muscicapidae. Gene Ontology annotation, cellular component: mitochondrion; cytoplasm; glycine cleavage complex. Gene Ontology annotation, biological process: protein lipoylation; glycine decarboxylation via glycine cleavage system. The record is from RefSeq and is a predicted model, not a curated record.
CUCGCCGACAGCUCGAUGUGGGCUCCAAGGAGCAUCAGCAGCACAAGAAGGGGCAGGGCCCGCAAAUUCACAGACAAGCACGAAUGGGUAUCUGUGGAAAAUGGCAUUGGAACAGUAGGAAUCAGCGAUUUUGCACAGGAAGCAUUAGGAGACGUUGUUUACUGUAGUCUUCCAGAAGUUGGUACAAAAUUGAGUAAACAUGAUGAGUUUGGGGCUUUGGAAAGUGUGAAAGCUGCUAGUGAACUCUACUCCCCUCUCUCAGGAGAAGUGACUGAGAUUAAUGCUGCCCUUGCAGAUAAUCCAGGGCUUGUCAAUAAAUCUUGUUAUCAAGAUGGUUGGCUUAUCAAGAUGACUGUGGCAAACUCUGCUGAACUUGAUGAACUGAUGACUGAAGAUGCCUAUGAGAAAUACAUAAAAUCCAUUGAGGACUGAGCUGGAAUAAUGAAAUAAAUUAAUAUAAAAUCUCAGUGUAGUUUGUCAUCAAUUAAGGAAAUACUGAAUAUCCAGUUUUGACAACUUGAAAAAUACCACUUUAGAUCACAUGUACAAGACUAGAAAUAGUGUGUUUCACAUCUGUGUACCUGUGUCACACAUCUGUGAGGGUUUUUUAUUCUGUUGUCUGAUUCAUGUAACUGCAGAUGUUAUCUAUAGUAUU